AGCCUGUUUUAUUGGAUAUGAUGAGCAACUGUUCUUAUGAGGCACUGCAUCAUCGUUUUUCUAUUUGGGACCCUUGUUUGAGCAUUCUAAAUUAACCAUACUAAAAUUUUCCUUAUGUAGCUGCUCGUUGUGGUGACUUUAUUUUAUAUCUGUUUGAAUAUUGUGAUUGUGGCUCCUUAAAAUAUUGUUUUUAGAAUAAUUGUUGUUAGACCAAUUGUAUCCUUUCCCGAGGCAGUGACUGCAGUGAAGGGCCCUGCUGUGUUAACUGCAAAUUUGCUCAACCUGGAAAGAUUUGCAGAGACAUACUUGGUAUUUGUGAUCUACCAGAAUACUGUGAUGGGAAAACGCAUAAUUGUCCAAAUGACAUGUACACCCAGGAUGGAACCCCAUGUUCAGCAUUAGCUGUUUGUGUGAGAGGAAACUGUAGUGACCGUGAUAUGCAGUGUCAAGCCCUUUUUGGCUUCCAAAUUAAAGAUGCUUCACCAACAUGCUAUGAAAAACUGAAUAUACUAGGUGACCGAUUUGGAAACUGUGGAGUGAGGGUGUUACGAGGAGGAGGAAAACCUGCUAAAUGUGAAGAAGAUGAUGUUCUUUGUGGAAUGCUGCACUGUAGUAAUGUCCGUAAAAUUCCUGGUGGAGGUGAGCACACUACAUUUCGUCAUAUAAUAAUACCAGGUGUUAAACAAGAAACAUGCUUUGGAUACGAUGCACACCAUGGGACAGAUGUGCCAGAAAUGGGGCUUGUGGUGGAUGGUGCAACAUGUGGCCCAGGAAAAUACUGUGUGAAACAGAAUUGUACUUUUUAUGAAGACAUGGGUUUUGACUGUGAUGUCAAGACAUGCAAUUUCAGAGGGGUGUGUAACAACAAGAAACAUUGUCACUGUAUGAAAGGUUGGAAACCACCAUCGUGUGAAGAGAGAGGAUCAGGUGGCAGUAUAGACAGUGGCCCCCCACCUUACAAAGAAAUACAUCUUCGAAGCAAAAUAAUUGUUAAUAUAAACCAGGCACUAGUUCUAAUGUUGAUUCGUGUGUUUGUUUUGCUGCUUGCAUUAAUCACUGGUGCCCUUACCAAAUUAAAAGAAUUUUUGACAAGAGCUGAAAAAUAAACUACGGAAGCACCAAUAUUCCAGUUAGUAAAUAAUACUGAAAUGCACAAAGUGGAGAAAAUCACAUCGACACCUACUAGGAACAAUGAAAAAUAAUCACUCUGAUAAUUACACAAUCUUAUCCUGAGAUUGCUACCUUCAAAUAAAAUGCCCUGGCAGUACAAA
Molecule: messenger RNA, 1271 nt
Organism: Hyaena hyaena (striped hyena)
Lineage: Eukaryota; Metazoa; Chordata; Mammalia; Carnivora; Hyaenidae
Product: disintegrin and metalloproteinase domain-containing protein 21-like
Exons: 1
Coding region: 366-1106 (246 amino acids)
Biological process (GO): male gonad development
Cellular component (GO): external side of plasma membrane; sperm head plasma membrane; plasma membrane
Source: RefSeq, a predicted model, not a curated record